This is a messenger RNA of Sporothrix brasiliensis 5110, 1314 nucleotides long. RefSeq lists its product as uncharacterized. Bases 1 to 1314 code for a protein of 437 amino acids. The transcript has a single exon. Lineage: Eukaryota; Fungi; Ascomycota; Sordariomycetes; Ophiostomatales; Ophiostomataceae. The record is from RefSeq and is a predicted model, not a curated record.
AUGUCCAGACCUCAGUACCCGCCCAUGUCCUACCAUACGCCGCAAUCAAACUCCCCUGCCUCCGUGGCUUCAACAAGCGCCCAUGAUCAGCAGCGUAGUCUGUACGGCCAGCCGCCACCACUUCAUCAGCAGCAGAUGUACUAUGGCCAGCACCAGCAGUACCAACCCAUGCCGCCAUCGGCGGCUCCUUCACCAUAUGGCCAACACACACAACCCCCCCAUCAGUCCAUGGGCUCGCAACCCGGUAUGAUGAUGUCUCACGGCGCACCGUCCCCCGUGCCGCAUCAGAUGGCCCAACACCCGAGCCAGCACAGCCCGUCCGCGUUGGCGGGUAGCCCGCGUCAUGCAAAGAUGGAGGUCCAGAGUCUUACCCCUCAGCUCUCGCGCCAAACUGGUCCCCCGAACGCACCUUCGCCGCUCUCCAUGGGGCAAGUCCAAGCUCAGAAUUUGCAGGCGCAGAACAUGCACGCCCAAAAUCUCCAGGCACACCAGGCACACCAAACACAGAACCUGCACUCGCAACACCAGCACCACGUUCAGCACCCUCAACACGCACAGCACCCUCAGCAUGCGCAGCACCAGCAACACCCCCAGCAGCCUUCUCAGCACCCUCAGCAACACUCGGCGCACACGCCCCAGCCGAAUGGUACAAGCCCGCUUCCUUCUGGUCAGGCCAGCAGUGCUGGCCAGGCGGCCGUGAACCCAAAUGCAGCGCCUGGCCCGAUCCCUGCAACGACACCACUGGUGGUGCGUCAGGACCAGAAUGGUGUUCAGUGGAUUGCAUUUGAGUACUCCCGUGACCGUGUCAAGAUGGAGUAUACGAUUCGCUGCGACGUUGAGUCGGUGUCGACCGAUGACCUUUCUCCCGAGUUCAAGCAGGACAACUGUGUUUAUCCCCGUGCUUGCUGUCCUCGUGAACAGUAUCGGGGCAACCGCCUGCAGUACGAGAGCGAGUGCAACACCGUCGGCUGGUCUCUUGCCCAGCUCAACCCACCGUUGCGCGGCAAGCGCGGCCUCAUCCAGCGGGCGGUUGACAGCUGGCGUAACAGUAACCAGGACCCCCGGUUGCGGAGUCGCCGCGUCCGUCGCAUGGCGAAGAUGGGUUCACGCAAGAAUGCGGCCUCUACUCCCGGCAGCAUGACUUCAGGUGUCGGCCAUCAGUCGCCCGCCCACCUCGGUGGCCCUGUCACGCUCCCCAACGUCGGUACUCCAAUGGGUAAGCCUUUGCAUGGCAUGCCCCAGCAGCUUAGCCACCACGCCGACACGACGGCACACACUGGCGGAGACGAAGCUGGUAUGUUCCAUCAGAUGUAA